CCUGGUGACCCGGAAAUGUUUUUGCCCCCCCCCCUCCGCCGCCGGUUACCUUUCGUAGGGCUCGGCUGGCCCGAGUAGUGGAAAUCAUAACCGAUGGGAGUCCCGGCGUUUUUCCGGUGGCUGAGCCGCAAGUACCCGUCUAUCAUCGUCUCGUGUACCGAAGAGAAGCCUAAAGAAUGUAAUGGAGUCAAAAUUCCAGUUGACACUAGCAAGCCGAAUCCCAAUGAAGUGGAAUUUGAUAACCUAUAUUUGGAUAUGAAUGGCAUCAUCCAUCCUUGUACACAUCCGGAAGACAAGCCAGCGCCCAAAAAUGAAGAUGAAAUGAUGGUGGCCAUUUUUGAGUAUAUUGACAGGCUUUUCAACAUUGUGAGACCAAGACGACUUUUAUACAUGGCAAUAGAUGGAGUGGCUCCCCGUGCAAAAAUGAACCAACAAAGGUCUAGAAGAUUCAGAGCAUCAAAGGAAGGAGUGGAAGGUGCAGAAGAGAAGCAGAGAAUAAGAGAAGAAAUCUUGGGAAAAGGUGGAUAUCUUCCUCCAGAAGAAGUAAAAGAAAGAUUUGACAGCAAUUGCAUUACUCCAGGAACAGAGUUUAUGGACAACCUUGCUAAAUGUCUCCGUUUUUAUGUUGCUGAUCGUUUAAAUAAUGAUCCAGGAUGGAAAAAUUUAACGGUUAUCUUAUCUGAUGCUAGUGCUCCUGGUGAAGGUGAACACAAAAUCAUGGAUUAUAUACGAAGGCAAAGAGCUCAACCGAACCAUGACCCAAAUACACAUCACUGUUUAUGUGGUGCUGAUGCUGAUCUUAUCAUGCUUGGAUUAGCUACACAUGAACCAAAUUUUACUAUUAUUAGAGAAGAGUUUAAACCUAAUAAACCUAAGCCAUGUGGUCUGUGCAAUCAAAUUGGACAUGAAGUUAAGGACUGUCAAGGCCUGCCGAAAGAAAAACAGGGGGAGCAUGAUCAGUUUGCAGAUUGUCCUCCUGGUAUGGAACAAGAAUUUAUUUUUAUUCGCCUAUGUGUUCUGAAAGAAUAUUUGGAAAGAGAAUUAACGAUGGCCAGCUUGCCUUUCACUUUUGAUGUUGAAAGAAGUAUUGAUGACUGGGUUUUCAUGUGUUUCUUUGUGGGAAAUGAUUUUCUUCCUCAUUUACCAUCACUAGAAAUCAGAGAAGGAGCAAUUGAUCGUCUAGUUGGCAUAUAUAAAAAUGUGGUACACAAAACUGGCGGAUACCUUACAGAAAACGGCUAUGUGAAUUUGCAAAGAGUGCAGAUGAUCAUGUUAGCUGUUGGAGAAGUUGAAGAUAAUAUUUUUAAGAAACGAAAAGAUGAUGAGGAGAAUUUCAAAAGGAGGCAGAAGGAAAAGAGAAAAAGAAUGAAGAGGGAACAACAUUCUAUGCCUGGUGGACAGUUCACCCCACAACCUUUGGGGAGGGGAAACAGAUCAAGCCAUCAGCCGAUCAGCAAUCCUAGACAUGCAGCAUUUGAAAUGAGAAUGCAGAACACCACUCCUUCAGCGUCUCCUAAUACGAGCUUCACAUCUGAUGGUACGCCAUCUCCAGCAGGAGGAAUUAAGCGUAAAGCAGAGGACAGUGACAGUGAACCUGAGCCUGAAGAUAAUAUCAGGCUGUGGGAAGCUGGCUGGAAACAGCGCUACUACAAGAACAAAUUUGAUGUUGAUAUCUCCGACAAAAAAUUCCGACGUAAAGUUGUGCAGUCAUAUGUGGAAGGGCUUUGCUGGGUUCUCCGCUACUAUUAUCAGGGGUGUGCUUCCUGGAAAUGGUAUUAUCCUUUCCAUUAUGCACCAUUUGCUUCAGAUUUUGAAGGGAUAACUGACAUGCCGUCAGACUUUGAAAAGGGAACAAAGCCGUUCAAACCUCUUGAACAACUUAUGGGAGUCUUUCCAGCAGCCAGUGGUAACUUUCUCCCACCAACUUGGCGGAAACUUAUGAGUGAUCCGGAAUCAAGUAUAAUUGACUUCUACCCUGAAGACUUUGCUAUUGAUUUGAAUGGAAAGAAAUAUGCUUGGCAAGGUGUUGCUCUGUUGCCAUUUGUUGAUGAACGUCGGCUUAGAGCUGCUCUAGAAGAAGUGUAUCCUGACCUCACUCCUGAAGAAAAGAGAAGAAAUAGUCUUGGUGGGGAUGUUCUCUUUGUUGGGAAACAUCAUCCAAUUCAUGACUUCCUUCUUGAACAGUAUAAGUCUGGUGAAAAAGAGCCAAUAGACAUGCCCCCUGAAUUGUGUCAUGGUAUUCAAGGAAAACUUUCCCUGAAUGAAAAUCCAGUUAUUCCAGAUAAAACAGUGACUUCUCCUGUGCCAAUGCUACACGAUCUGACACAAAAUUCAGCAAUAAGUAUCAACUUUAAAGAUCCACAAUACCAAGAAGAUUUUGUAUUUAAGGCAGUGUUGUUAUCUGGGGCAAAAAAGCCUUCACCUGUUCUGAAGCCGGGUGACUGGGAGAAAACUAACAAUGAUGGCAGACCUUGGAGACCACAACUUGGUUUUAACCGUGAUAGGAGACAAGUUCAUUUGGACCAGUCAUCAUUCAGAACAUUAGGCCAUGUAAUGCCAAGGGACAGAGGACAGUCAGGAAGUGGAGUUUACAGCAAUAUUGGUCCUCCUGGUGCUUACAGUCAGGGGAACAUGUACAGACCACUACUGAGCAGACCACAACAACAGAUUCCAAAAUUGUUAUCAAAUAUUCGGCCCCAGGACUCCUGGCAAGGGCCCACACCCCUGUUUCAACAAUCAUCACAAAGAUUUGACAGAAAUUCUGGGGCUACUCCUCUUCUUGCCUGGAACCGCAUGCCCCAUUCCCAAGGACCAUCGUAUCAGCAAAAUCAAUAUCAAGGCCCUGGAAGCACAAUGAGUUACCCACAAAGACACAGCGAUCGGAGGGAACGCGGAAGACAGGGUUAUGGAAGACCUUAUCCAUUGCCCCCAUCUUCUGGAAGAUACAACUGGAAUUAGCCUUUUGGCCUUUUCCACCAUUUAAAAUAAUCCUGUUUUUAAUAUUACAUUUAUCAUCGGAGUAGUUUUCAGAUGAUAUGAUUUCUUUUUAAACAGUGUACAUUUUUAUUGAUAACAUUUGAUAUGAUCCAUUUGUUGCUUUGUAACUGUGCUGCAAAAUACAAGUGAAUUCAAUCCUUGUGUAAAACAUCUAUGAAGCAAGGGUACUGUUUUGUCUUUACUGUUGUAUUUGCAUUACAUGGCUAAUGCCUUUCAGUUUCACACUGGAAUAUUUCUUUGCAGCUUAAAAAAAGGUUUACUUGAGAAAAACAGCAUUUAAAAGAUGCACAAGGAUUGUAGAAGUGAGCUUAAGUCAUUUACAAGCAUGACAUUUUAAAGACUCAGUAUUCCUUGUAGUGAGUGAUUCGUUGAUGUGUUUGUCCUUUUUAAUAUAUGGUUUCUGAACUUUCUGAGUAAAAGUUUCAGCUUCUACAAAAUCUGUGUUGUCAUUC
Molecule: messenger RNA, 3449 nt
Organism: Pogona vitticeps (central bearded dragon)
Lineage: Eukaryota; Metazoa; Chordata; Lepidosauria; Squamata; Agamidae
Gene: XRN2
Product: 5'-3' exoribonuclease 2
Biological process (GO): nuclear-transcribed mRNA catabolic process
Cellular component (GO): nucleus
Molecular function (GO): RNA binding; 5'-3' RNA exonuclease activity
Source: RefSeq, a predicted model, not a curated record